This is a messenger RNA of Striga asiatica, 3359 nucleotides long. The record is from the annotation of a GenBank genome assembly. NCBI's taxonomy places the organism in Eukaryota, Viridiplantae, Streptophyta, Magnoliopsida, Lamiales, Orobanchaceae.
CGAAAUAUUUGGAAGGGUCAUGGAUUGUAACGCAAAUGAAGUCAUAUGUAUGACAAGUGUGUAUGUACUGUGGUGAAUAAAGUGUGCACAAGCCCACAACCCAACUCCAUUCUCUACUUUGUGGUCUCUCUCUACCGUUUACUUGAAGAGAUUGCAGAAUGGACCCUAAUGAGCAAGAGGGCAAUGGGGCUACAGCAGCUAUGGAAGAGCUCCCACCUCCGCCACCCAUUCCUGCAAAUGUUACUCCCAUAAAAGUUGAUAACGAACCUGAGGUGAAAAAGGUCUUGCGGGUCCCAAUGGCCCGUCGUGGGUUUGGGACCAAGGGAAACAAGGUUCCUAUCCUCACAAAUCAUUUCAGGGUUAACGUGAAAAACCUUGAAGGCCAUUUCUUCCAUUACAGUGUGGCUCUUUUCUAUGAAGAUGGUCGCCCUGUUGAUGGAAAGGGUGUAGGUAGGAAAGUUCUUGACCGUGUUCAUGAGACUUAUGACACGGAGUUGGAUGGCAAACACUUUGCCUAUGAUGGAGAGAAAAGCUUAUUCACCGUGGGCCCUCUGCCACGGAACAAGCUUGAGUUUACCAUUGUCCUUGAUACUGUUACAUCUAGUAGGAACAAUGGAAAUUCCAGCCCUGGAGGACAUGAAAGUCUUAAUGAGAGUGACAAGAAAAGGAUAAGGCGCCCUUACCAGUCUAAAACAUUCAAAGUGGAAAUCAGUUAUGCAGCCAAGAUCCCUAUGCAGGCCAUUGCAAAUGCUUUGCGCGGCCAGGAAACUGAAAAUUCUAUGGAGGCUUUGCGGGUUUUGGAUAUCAUUUUAAGGCAGCAUGCGGCCAAGCAAGGUUGCUUGCUUGUUCGUCAAUCCUUUUUCCACAAUGACCCAAAAAAUUUUGCUGAUGUUGGCGGUGGAGUUCUUGGUUGCCGAGGUUUUCAUUCAAGCUUCAGGACUACCCAGGGUGGCUUAUCCCUAAACAUUGAUGUAUCCACAACUAUGAUUAUCCAGCCUGGGCCUGUAGCUGAUUUUCUUGUUAAUAAUCAGAAUGUGAAAGAUCCCUUCUCUGUUGACUGGGCAAAGGCGAAACGCACUCUGAAGAAUUUGAGGAUAAAGACAAGUCCCACUAACCAGGAGUAUAAAAUCACUGGAUUAAGUGAGAAAAGUUGCAGAGAACAGACGUUCACAUUGAAGUCGAAGAACAAGGACGAAGAAGGUGAAGAAGUGACUGUCUAUGACUACUUUGUCAACCAACGCAAUAUCAAUUUGCGAUAUUCCGCUGAUUUGCCAUGCAUUAAUGUUGGGAAACCUAAACGCCCCACCUACAUCCCGAUCGAGUUGUGCUCUUUGGUGUCUUUGCAACGUUACACAAAAGCUUUAUCAACCUUUCAAAGGGCAUCCCUCGUGGAGAAAUCACGUCAGAAACCGCAAGAGAGAAUGUCUGUUUUGAGUAAUGCUUUGAAAAUCAACAAUUAUGAUGCCGAGCCUAUGCUUCGGACUUGUGGCGUGUCCAUUAACAACAGCUUCACCCAGGUCGAAGGGCGUAUUCUGCCAACUCCGAAGCUUAAAGUCGGUAAUGGUGAAGAUCUGUUUGCUCGAAACGGAAGGUGGAACUUCAACAAUAAGAAACUUGUUGAUGCUAGUAAGAUCGAGAAAUGGGCUGUUGUCAACUUCUCUGCUCGAUGUGAUGUGCGUAACCUGAUUGUGGAAGAUCCAUUCGACGUAUUUGAGGAGAGCCCUCAGUUCAGAAGGGCUCCACCCAUUGUUAGGGUGGAGAAAAUGUUUGAGGAGAUACAAUCAAAGCUUCCUGGUCCGCCAAAGUUUCUCCUGUGCUUGCUGCCAGAGCGCAAAAACUGCGAUGUUUAUGGUCCCUGGAAGAGGAAGAACUUAUCUGAUUUUGGAGUUGUUACCCAGUGCCUGUCCCCUGGACGUGUAAAUGACCAGUAUUUGACCAAUCUUCUACUGAAAAUUAAUGCCAAGCUAGGUGGUUUGAACUCCAUGCUAGCUGGUGAGUUGUCCCCAUCAAUUCCUGUGAUAUCCAAGUCUCCCACCUUAAUUCUAGGGAUGGAUGUGUCUCAUGGCUCGCCUGGACAGUCUGAUAUUCCGUCUAUUGCUGCAGUUGUUAGCUCAAGGCAGUGGCCCUCUAUUUCUCGCUAUCGAGCUUGUGUCCGUACUCAGUCCCCGAAAGUUGAAAUGAUUGAUUCCCUUUACAAGCGUGUGUCAGACACUGAGGAUGAAGGCAUUAUGAGGGAACUUCUGCUUGAUUUCUACACUAGUUCGCAGAAAAGAAAGCCCGACCAAAUUAUAAUCUUCAGAGAUGGUGUCAGCGAAUCCCAGUUCAAUCAAGUGCUGAAUGUCGAACUAAACCAGAUAAUAGAGGCCUGCAAAUUCCUUGAUGAGAAGUGGUCACCCAAGUUUGUGGUCAUCAUUGCACAGAAGAAUCACCACACAAAAUUUUUCCAGCCAAAUGCUCCCGAAAAUGUGCAGCCAGGGACAAUAAUUGAUAACAAAAUCUGUCAUCCCAAGAACAAUGAUUUCUACUUAUGUGCACAUGCUGGGAUGAUUGGUACUACAAGGCCAACCCAUUAUCAUGUCCUCCUUGAUGAGGUGGGUUUUGCCCCAGAUGACCUGCAAGAACUUGUUCACUCCUUGUCCUAUGUGUACCAGCGUAGCACCACUGCUAUUUCAGUUGUUGCCCCAAUUUGCUAUGCCCACCUGGCAGCCACCCAGUUGGGACAGUGGAUGAAGUUCGAAGAGAAAUCCGAAACAUCCUCGAGCCACAAUGGGACUGUGCCAGCUGUCGUCCCAAUGCCCACGCUCAAGGAGAGUGUUCGCAACUCCAUGUUUUUCUGUUAGGCCUAUGGUUUUUAAGACUUGAACUCGUUACUACUAGCAAAUGCGUACUUUAACUUAUGUUUGGUGCCUGCUUUUGCGCAUUUUUACCUAUGUUUAUAUUAUUAUGGAUCCUGUCUGAGUGCAGAACCUUUGACCUAUGGUCUGUGCCUAGUAACUGUCGGGUUAGCCUUCGUUGUGCCGUUUUUUGCUUUUUUGUUUUGCAAGGAAGCUUGGUCGGUGUUUGUGUUGGCUUGAAUUUGGUUUGCCUAUUUGGGUUAUAAAUUAUGAUUUUCGACUUGGUUCUUCAUCUGUUUUCUUGUAUUCCAAAGGCUGGUGUUUAUGUUUUAAAGGUACAAAUACCCAAUUGAUAAGAUGUUUCUGUCUUACAAAUAAGCACCUGAGCUGAUGGAAAAUUUGUUGUGGUUGUGUAAUUGCCUUGGAACUUAUUUGGAAACUUACAUUGUUGUAUCAUAAUGGAGAAACUCAAAACUUAGGUCGAUUUUGAAGCAAAAGAAAAUGUUUGCAACAAUCUAGUGAAAC